AUGGUAUGGGCAUAUAGAGAGGAUGGAGAGGGAAAGCACUACACUGGUGGGAGGUUUGGCUCCUGGUGGUCGCAAGUUGGAUAUAACUGGAGUUGUCCUCCUGAGCUUCCUGAUAUAUCUGCUAUCAGGUUGGAUAGUAACAGCAGUGGAAGUAAAACUGGCGAUGCAACCAUUCUCUCUUCUGUCAGCGAAAAUGAUUUGUCACAAAACAGUGGCAGCAGCAUUUUUCAUGAAGUUACUACAGAGGAGUUAGAGAAGGAAUACAUGAGUUACCUACAGUGGGCCUAUGUUGAUACUUACAGUGAAGAUGCCUUCAAUGUUCAACUUAAAAAUGCACAGGUAUGACUUUAUUUUUAAUUU
This is a messenger RNA of Cherax quadricarinatus, 360 nucleotides long. Lineage: Eukaryota; Metazoa; Arthropoda; Malacostraca; Decapoda; Parastacidae. The record is from RefSeq and is a predicted model, not a curated record.